Messenger RNA from Coffea arabica (coffee), 1406 nucleotides. Its product is annotated as B-box zinc finger protein 22. The record is from RefSeq and is a predicted model, not a curated record. Gene Ontology annotation, cellular component: nucleus. NCBI's taxonomy places the organism in Eukaryota, Viridiplantae, Streptophyta, Magnoliopsida, Gentianales, Rubiaceae. Gene Ontology annotation, biological process: regulation of DNA-templated transcription; photomorphogenesis. Gene Ontology annotation, molecular function: zinc ion binding.
CCAAAAAUCCCCACAAAAAUAUCACAGAGACAACUACUUUUCUUCUUUCCUUAAACCCCUCUGCCCACUUUCUCCUUCGCAGUCUCUCAUUUCCACCCACUGCCCUCGUUCGCUCAUUUCAACCCAAUAAUAAUAAUAAUAAAUAAAUAAAUAAAUAAAAAUAAAAAAGGGAAGGGAAAAUAAAAGAUUGAAUUGAAUUUCCAAGUGGGUUUUUGAGGCGGAGAGAUUUAGGAUAGGUAGGAUGAAGAUUCAGUGCAACGUAUGUGAGGUAGCUGAAGCAAGUGUACUGUGCUGUGCUGAUGAGGCGGCGCUUUGCUGGGCUUGUGAUGAAAAAGUUCAUGCUGCUAAUAAGCUUGCUAGUAAGCAUCAAAGGGUUCCUCUUUCUACCUCUUCUUCUCAGAUGCCCAAGUGUGAUAUCUGCCAGGAGACAGUUGGAUACUUCUUUUGUCUAGAGGAUCGAGCUUUGCUCUGCAGGAAAUGUGAUGUUGCCAUCCAUACAGCCAAUACCUAUGUUUCCACUCACCAGAGGUUCCUCCUUACUGGAGUAAAAGUAGGGCUUGAACCUGCUGAACCUGGGUCAUCAUCAUUGACAGGGAAUUCUCACUCUGGUGAGAAAAUAUCAGAAACUGAACUCCGCCCUUCGAGGAGGCCUGCUCCUGUUUCCUCCAGUAGUCAGUAUAAUAAGGUGUUACCCACCCAGGUCAAUGGGGUUGGGGAUUUUGUCCCAACAAAGACUCGUUUAACUGGAGGUUCUGCAGCUGGAAGUAUUCCACAGUGGCAGUUUGAUGAGUAUCUUGGGUUAAAUGACUUCAAUCAGAGUUACAAUUAUAUUGAUAAUGGUUCAUCUAAGGCCGAUAGUGGGAAGCUUGGAGGCUCAGAUUGCUCCUCAAUUUUAAGGGCUGCUGAUGAAGAAUUAGAUGGUGAUGAUUGUUUAGGUCAGGUACCAGAAGCUUCCUGGGCAGUGCCAGAAAUUCCAUCCCCACCUACUGCCUCUGGACUCUAUUGGCAGAAGGCUUAUCAGAAUCCACCUGACACUGCGGUCUUUGUGCCUGAUAUAUCUGGCUCUCCUAUGCAGAACUUGUACAAUCAUCAGUCACAUGGUUCAACCUUCAAAAGGCGAAAGCAUUUCUGAUGUAGGCGUCCUCUGAAUUUUCCUUGCUUUAGGUCAUAAAGGAUCAAAAUUCUCUCAUAAGUUGGUGUGGUGUUGUGUUUGAAAGUAGCUUCGUUUCCUUAGAUUUAGAGCAGUUAUAGUAAUUUGUAUUUGCUUUUGGUGUCAUUCCUACCUUAUUGUAAAUAUAUUGUGUUAUUGUUCCAUUUGGGUGAUGUAGGAUUGUCAAAUUAAUACAUGAAAAUGCUGUAUCUUUAAUGUCUCCGAGUGAAAUGAGAUCUGCGUUGGAUAUUGACAA